AUGGAGGCCAGUAGCAUAUGCAAGGGCAGUUCUAAUUCCCCAAAGCAUUCUGCACUUAUCUUCAUCAUCUUCUUGUUGAGCAUAAGAGCAUACUGCAACGAUAGUCUACAGGCAACGGAGGAGAGUAGCUGCUUGGAGAAUGAAAGAAGUGCUCUGCUCGCCAUCAAGUCCGACAUGUAUGACCCAGGCGACUGGUUCUCGUCUUGGAUCGGUCGUGACUGCUGCAAGUGGAGAGGAGUGGGCUGCGACAACAUCACUGGCCACGUUACAGAGCUCGAUCUUCACAGCCCCUACCCUUACUACGUCUAUGAAGAAGAUCCAAUUUUGUAUCAGAUGGACAGUUUCAGUCCUGGGAGAAUUGGUGCGAGUAAGCUGAACCCUUCCCUGGAAGAGCUAAAGCAUUUGAAGUAUUUGGACUUGAGCAUGAACAACUUCUCCUUUGCCCACAUCCCCAAUAUGAUUGCUUCUCUCGUCCACUUGGAGUAUCUCAACCUAUCAAGAACUCUGUUUUGUGGGUUAGUUCCUCCUCAAUUCGGUAACCUCUCCAGCCUGCGUUACCUCGAUCUUAAUGGAUGCGUCAACUCAUUAUAUUACACUUUCAAAUCAUGUAUUCGCGCUGGUGGACUCCAAUGGCUCUCUCCUUCAUUGGAGUAUCUUGAUAUGAGCUGCGUCGACCUUUCGAGAGCAACCAAUUGGCUUCAGGAAAUUAAUUCACUCGGCACUUUUCAAGUGUUAAAUUUGGGGAAUGCAGAACUCCCGCCUGUUACAUCCCCACUGCCCUCUUUUAAUCUGACAUCCAUCUCCCAGCUUAGUCUCUUUCACUAUCAGAACUUCACUAAUGCCAUGCUCAAUUGGCUGUCUAAUGCUAGCAACCUCCGAUAUCUUGAUCUCCGCAAGUGCUAUUCUGGACUUCAUGUGGAGCAACUGCAAGUUUCUUUUAGUGCUCUUCCUAAUUUAAAGAAAUUAGAAAUAGCAAGCAAUCUCAUCAAGGGAGAAAUUUCUGGAAUUCUAAGUAAUAUCAGCACCAGACUGCAGUAUUUGGAUUUGAGCGGCAAUGAAGUUAGCGGAGAAAUUGCAGAUAUCUUGUGGAAUCUUAGGCACUUGGAGUACCUCAAUUUAGAUUCUACCUAUGUGAGGGGGUACUUACCACAUGUCAUGGAGAAUCUCACAAGGAUAAGACACUUGAGUGUAUCAAAUACUCAUAUAGCAGGACAUAUUCCAGAAACAGUGGGGAAACUUGUCAAUUUGAGGUUUCUUGAUUUGUCACACAACAAUGUCACUGGAGUGAUACCAUGGAGCAUGGGAAACCUUACAAACUUGGUAGUCUUAUAUUUGGGGAAGAGCAACCUGACAGGAUCAAUCCCAGAAACUUUUGGUAAUCUCACUAAUUUGGAGUUGUUAUUUCUAUAUGACAGUAAUGUUUCUGGACAGGUACCAGAAUCCAUUGGCAAACUUCAAAAAUUACGUGCUUUAAAUCUUGAAAAUAAUUUACUUAUUGGUCAGAUACCUGAGUCGAUUGGUGGGCUCUAUAACUUAGAAAUUUUGAACAUACCCGAAAACAACCUAAUAGGGCAGAUACCUGAGUCGAUAGGUGGACUCGCUAACUUAGAAAUUUUGGAUAUAUCCGAAAACAACCUACUAGGGCAGAUACCCAGGACUUUUGGUAAUCUCUGCAACUUGAUCGAUCUUGACUUAUCACACAACAGUAUUGGAAGAGAACUAACGGAUUUGAUCGAUGGCUUGUCCAAUUGUACUAAAGGCUCUCUCCUAAGAGUCUUAUAUCUUGAUGGCAACAAUUUGAGUGGUUUGAUCCCUCCAAGUGUAGGUCAAUUACAUCAACUAGAGGAACUCUCGCUACCUCACAACUCAUUUCAGCGUCUAACUGGAAGUCAUCUCCAGGGUAACCUUUCUCCUUUCUUUUGCAGUACGAAACUCCAAGUCCUCGACUUAUCUUCCAAUGAAUUGUCUGGUGAAGUACCAAAAUGCCCUGAUCAAUUUCCUACCUCUCUAGUCUCUCUCCACUUGAAUGAUAAUUCUCUCUCUGGAACUUUUCCAACCUUCUUAAAGAAUUCUAAAGAGUUGGUAAUUCUUGAUCUCGGUGAAAAUAAAUUUUCUGGAGAAAUACCAAUGUGGAUAGCACAGAGCCUUGCAUCAUUGAAGAUUCUUCGCUUGCACUCAAACUUACUUCAUGGUACUAUCCCCACAGCCAUAGCAAGUAUCAAGUCCCUCCAACUUUUGGAUCUUUCUUCAAACCGUCUUCAUGGUAAUAUACCUUCGUCUCUUGGCAAUCUCAGUGCAAUGGCUGUAAUUUUUUCAUCAGAUUCUUUAUACCAUGACUCACAUUAUGAUGAGACAUUAAUAAUAACAGCGAAAGGUUCUUCCUACGAAUACACUGAUGAGCUCCGAUUGGUGCGAAGCAUGGACCUGUCAAAUAACAAUCUUUCUGGUGAAAUUCCAAAUGAGCUGACAUAUCUUCUUGGAUUGCAUUUUCUUAACUUAUCCAUGAAUCAUUUAACUGGGAGGAUUCCGGAAAAGAUAGGCGGCAUGUCUCAGUUAGAAUCUUUGGACUUAUCCAUGAACAAUCUCACAGGAGAGGUUCCUGCGAGCUUAUCUGCUCUUUCUUUCUUGGGGUAUUUGAAUCUGUCCUACAAUAACUUGUCAGGAAGAAUCCCAGAAAGCACACAGUUGUCAACCUUCAACGCCUCAAUCUAUGCUGGUAACGAAGGUCUAUGCGGAUCACCACUGCCACAGUGCUCAAGUCAUGCAACUUUUCAGGUUCCAUCUGAACAAACACAGGCAGACAAGAUUGGACGUGUGAUACAAUACAGCAGCAUUACAAUCGGAUUUAUUGUUGGCUUUUGGGGUUUCAUUGGAAUCAUGAUCCUGAAAAAAGAAGUUAGAGUCUCUCUCUUCCAAUGGCUGGACAAGACCUGCGAUCAUAUUUAUGUUCAGUUGGCACUAAAGCUCAAGAAGGUGAAGCCACUACAUGAAGAGGAAAACUAG
Zingiber officinale is the source of this 3003-nucleotide messenger RNA. Its product is annotated as receptor-like protein EIX1. The transcript has a single exon. The record is from RefSeq and is a predicted model, not a curated record. NCBI's taxonomy places the organism in Eukaryota, Viridiplantae, Streptophyta, Magnoliopsida, Zingiberales, Zingiberaceae. Gene Ontology annotation, molecular function: protein binding. Bases 1 to 3003 code for a protein of 1000 amino acids.